AUGUCCACCGUACCAAAACCGGGCCCCGCCAACCUGCGGCCCGGCGCCGGCCUAGACGAGUGGCUCGAGGAAGCCAAGCAAUGCCACUACCUGCCCGAGAACGUCAUGAAACAACUCUGCGAGAUGGUUAAGGAGGUUCUUAUGGAGGAGUCCAACAUUCAGCCCGUCGUGGCCCCCGUGACAAUAUGCGGCGACAUCCACGGCCAGUUCUACGACCUCCUCGAGCUAUUCCGCGUCGCCGGCGGCAUGCCCGGCGAAUCGCGCGUCCAGGCCCCCGUUGCGAGCACCACGGUCAUCACCUCGGACGACAUCGAGCCGCCCACGGAGAUCACCGACCCGAAGCUGAAGAACAAGGUGCAGAACGCGGGCGGGGCCGAAGCCGAGGCCGGGGCUGAGGGCGAGGAGGGCGGGGCUAGUGGUAGUGGGGAUGGUGGUGAUCGCAACGACGAGACGAUUGCGGAGGAGAGCCCACUGGCUGCACCGCCGCCGGCUGAUGCGGGCGUGCAGUCGGUAGAAACCCGGUUUGUGUUUCUCGGGGAUUUCGUCGACCGGGGGUAUUUCAGUCUCGAAACGUUCACACUCUUGAUGUGUUUGAAAGCAAAAUUCCCCGACAGAAUCGUUCUAGUCCGUGGAAACCACGAAUCCCGCCAAAUCACACAAGUCUACGGCUUCUUCGAGGAAUGCCAGCAAAAAUACGGCAACGCCUCUGUGUGGAAGGCCUGCUGCCAAGUGUUCGAUUUUCUGGUUCUCGCCGCCAUCGUCGACGGGACGGUCCUGUGCGUGCACGGCGGACUCAGCCCAGAAAUCCGCACCAUCGAUCAAAUUCGCGUCGUCGCGCGAGCCCAGGAGAUUCCUCACGAGGGCGCCUUCUGCGAUCUGGUGUGGAGCGACCCAGAAGACAUCGAUUCAUGGGCUAUCAGCCCGCGCGGUGCCGGCUGGUUGUUCGGACACAAGGUCGCUACGGAGUUCAACCACGUCAACGGGCUCAAGACCAUCGCUCGCGCCCAUCAGCUCGUGAACGAAGGUUACAAGUAUCACUUUGCCGAGAAAUCUGUCGUCACUGUCUGGUCAGCGCCAAAUUACUGCUACCGCUGUGGAAACGUAGCCUCCAUCAUGACCGUCACCUCGGCAGAUAAUCUCGAGUCUAGUACCAAGUUUUCCAUAUUCUCUGCCGUUCCCGACAACCAACGCCACAUCCCGGGCGGCCGCCGCGGGGCCGGCGACUAUUUCUUGUAA
Dichotomopilus funicola is the source of this 1236-nucleotide messenger RNA. RefSeq names its product Metallo-dependent phosphatase-like protein. Gene Ontology annotation, molecular function: protein serine/threonine phosphatase activity. Gene Ontology annotation, cellular component: cytoplasm. The transcript has 3 exons. Gene Ontology annotation, biological process: G1/S transition of mitotic cell cycle. Bases 1 to 1236 code for a protein of 411 amino acids. The record is from RefSeq and is a predicted model, not a curated record. NCBI's taxonomy places the organism in Eukaryota, Fungi, Ascomycota, Sordariomycetes, Sordariales, Chaetomiaceae.